AUCUUCAUAUCCCAAGGUCAACCUUCAGAAUUGACAACGGCUGCCACGUUCCCCGCGCAUUAAGGUCCCAAGGCUCCGCAAGAGCGCAUACCGCCAGUCCUCACCACGGGGCACGUCACCCCACCCAGCAUGGACGCUCACCAAACUACGACGUCGGCAAAGCCUUACGACGGCCCCUCGCAGUACGCCAUGUCUGGGGGCAACGGCUUCGCUGGGCCUGAAGAGCCGUCGUCGUCGAGGCCGUGGGAUCGGCCCUCGUCUUACCCCGAUCCCGUAUCUGGCUCCGGCGCAUACCCUCAAGGCUCGAGCGAGCUGCCGCCAACAUCCAGACCAUAUGAUCCGUCUCCUAGGCCGAAUGUAUCAACCACGAAGCCUUAUGACCCGUCAAAGCCAUAUGACACGCCCGCUAAGCCGUAUGACACUUCCAAGCCGUACGAUCCUUCGCCCAAGCCAUAUGGACCUGCCGCCGAACCUUAUGACCCCUCAACCAAGCCUUACGACCCUUCCCUAUAUCCCACCCCCACAGGUCCCGUUGGCCCCAGCGUAGAGCAGAUGCCGGGGCCAGCUGCCAUGUCGUACUCAUCCCAGUACGAUGGAACGGCUGGUGCCCCGUUGCUAGCUCAACAGCAGACGGGCUUGUCUGCGCCCAUGGUCACGUCCCCCCAAGAUAUCCGCUAUGUUCGAGGACAGACCCUCGAAGCACUUGGCGAGCUCUACACCCUGCAAAAGAACAGGCAGCGGCUCGGUGGUACACCCGUGCCCCUUGAGCUCGAACAGCAGUAUCGCAUGCAGUUGAACAAGGCGAGCUUUGACCUGAGAACAUUGCGAGAGGAGGUCAAGAUCCUCAUUAGCGAUGCCGAGAAGCACCGGUGGCGGAAGUGGCUCAUCGGCAGCAUUGUCGCGACCAUUAUUCCUACUGUCAACUUUAUCUUUCGCCGCUCAUCAUCGGAGAAGAAAGAGGACAAGUCGGUGACUGAUACUGAGCACUCCUUCGUUCGAACGCGCGCCUUGUUGGCGAAAAUCAAGGACACUGUCCUCGGUCGCAAUAGUAUUGCGAGUAUCGCCUUUUUUGUCUUUGCCGUGCUAUAUGUCUUUUCGAACGAGGUGACGUUGUUGGUGGCCAAAACGGUCAACAAGAGGCUCAAGAAGCUUUCAUCAAGGAUCGAAAAGGGCGACGGUCUACUAGAAGAAAAGGAUCUGAAACUCCUGGACGGAUGGCGGUGGCGGGUAUUGCUUCUGGGGCAGUGAAUUCUGGGCAAUGACUUAUGAUUUAUCACUGAUGGGGGACGCUGGAUGAUAUGAUGACACGAUUGAGGCAGCGGACUAGAUGGAGACAUUCUGGAUAUCUACCCUGUUUAGCGUCGACGCAUGACGAAUAUACGGCAUUUCAAGAGCA
This is a messenger RNA of Verticillium dahliae VdLs.17, 1396 nucleotides long. RefSeq lists its product as uncharacterized. NCBI's taxonomy places the organism in Eukaryota, Fungi, Ascomycota, Sordariomycetes, Glomerellales, Plectosphaerellaceae. Bases 190 to 1248 code for a protein of 352 amino acids. The record is from RefSeq and is a predicted model, not a curated record. The transcript is spliced from 2 exons.